CUCGUUUGUUUAUGCUACUGUUGUAUGAACAUAAGUGCCUUGUGCGUCUGCCUACAGUGGCUUCAAAUGACAGUAAGUCCUGAUGUCACAGGGCACUCCCAAAAACAGCCGCUGUUCCACGGCUAUUCCGUGCUUUCCACCUUCUUCGCAUUUACAGUUAAAGUCGAGCCACAGAGUCUGCAGCGAUGCCGAAACGACCAGCGGCGCCCUUUGGCGCAGUUGUGGCCCACUACUCCCUGCCUCAGCCACCAGAAGACGAAUUUCAUAGGAAAACAAUUGAAAAAGGAGGAAAAAGAACAGACCCUGGACGGCAUCUGGACACCGGGUUCUUCAGGAUUCUGGCGUCUGGUGCGAUGGAAAGACGUGGGGAAUGGGGCAUGUUCUCGCGUCGGUCCGAUGCGGAGGCUCAUCUCAUCGAGAUCACCCGCGUGGAUGGCAGCCGUCGUGCUUUGUGGAAGGGGGGUGGAGAAGCCGCGUUCCCUCGUCCUCGAGACGCGUCGCGGGUGCAUGUACUUGAACAGAGUCGCCUCGGACUCCAUAAGCCGCGCCACGCGGUUUCCCUGUAUCAGGACUACGUGUACUGGAGCGACUGGAGCACCGGGGACUUUGAUCAAGACUGGCCAGAGCCGCAGCCUCGCUAAGGACGUGGCCUGCAUCCCUCCCAGCUACGACGGACUGCCCGAAUUAGCUGCUGCCGGUGUCCGGCAAGAUUAUCCCUUCCUGGGCGAACUCGCCGAAGCCUCGAAGCGUCUGCUCUUCUGGACAGAUAUCAGCAGCCAUCAGGCCAUCAUUCGGGCCCGAGUCGAUGGCAAUGAGCAUGUGGACCUGGAAGAAGUCACGACUCUGGCCUUAGACCAACAGUCCGAUAUCCCAUGCGUAUCGAUAAAAAUCCGUGCUUCCAUGCACAUCUCGCAGGUCUCUGCCUUCGGGAGAUUUGUGUCGGACGAUAAGACCGGACUGGAGAGGAGCGCAAUCACACCUGUCUGCACAGUCGCACAAAGUGUUUCCACAUCUGCAUGGCCAGCGGGGUAUGACACGCAGUAUUCACGACGUAUGCUCGUGCCAGAUUCUGAUGCUCUGAUGCUACUGGAGGGCAAGGAGAACUACGGCGUCUAUCCGGACAGAUAAUUUUAAGUGGCGGGAGUAGUGACAUAAAGAACGACUGUAUAUCCGCCUUCUGGCGCUGUGACGAAAGGACUGCCCGGCGGAUCACUUCAGCUGACAGUCAGCCGAGGGCAGAGACAAGGCUCUGAUCUACCAUGGUACCACCUUUAACAACUGAGACAAUGUCCACAAUGAGGCCGACUGCUGCAAGCGGCCAGGAGACUUUCAGUGUCCCAUCAACCAGCUUUGCAUCGGCCGCCCUGCUCUGCGAUGGCCGUGCCUCGGAUAUUUUCGCGCACCGAACCAAAAAUCGAGCUUUAAUGGCUCCAUCGAAGAAAUUAAAGAACCUGCCGGCUAUGCCAUAUGAGGUGGCAUAUGCCGCGACCAAGCUGCGGAUGAAGAUGGAGCGAAAGACUAUGGAUGAGUAUGCCAGGCUACUACUACCACAAUGCCUUCUACAAGGACCCAAGGUCCGAAGGCGACACCAGUUUAAGGUACGCGCUUGUCCCCAACGAACGAUGGACAAGUUGCUCAGUAUGCCAAAAGCGGAAGAGGAUGAUUCGCCCGAAGAGUUUCAGCAUGAAUAGGCAAAGUAAGUAUAAGUACCACCAAUUGUAUGACACAUUUUUGGCUAAUUCUCGACCAU
This is a messenger RNA of Drosophila pseudoobscura, 1750 nucleotides long. RefSeq lists its product as uncharacterized. NCBI's taxonomy places the organism in Eukaryota, Metazoa, Arthropoda, Insecta, Diptera, Drosophilidae. The transcript has 5 exons. The record is from RefSeq and is a predicted model, not a curated record. The coding region runs from base 25 to 1128 and encodes 367 amino acids.